CGUCCCCUCGAGGUAUGUUCAAUAGGAACGUCUUCCGCCUUUCGACACUCAAUGAGCGACGCGACACAGUUUACCUUUAAUAAAACCGUCCUGUCACCUAUUAACUUUAUGUGUUUUGGGAUUUUAGUUCUGUUUGAAAGCGGAUAGAUGUCUGAAGAGGUUUAUAAAAGGGCAGAAGAGGAGGCUGACACACCAGAUCUCGAGGGUCAGUCUGACGACAGCAGCGACGAGGGCGACGCUUCAGGAGACACUGAGAUGGAUUUCCUGCGCAGUCUCUUCUCGCGAACUCUUGGCCUGAGUCCUGGAGAUAAAGUCUUGGAUGAGCUGACCCUGGAUGGUGUCGCCCGCUAUAUCCUGAGCGGCAAAUGCAAGAACAUUAUCUGUAUGGUUGGAGCUGGAAUAUCUACAUCUGCUGGGAUCCCAGAUUUCCGCUCUCCUGGCACCGGUCUAUAUGACAAUUUGCAGAAGUUCAAUCUGCCUUACCCAGAGGCCAUCUUUCAGAUCGACUAUUUCAAGAAACAUCCAGAGCCCUUCUUUGCCCUCGCCAGAGAACUCUACCCAGGACAGUUUAAGCCCACAGUCUGUCACUAUUUUAUAAGGAUGCUGAAGGACAAAGGUCUACUGACUCGAUGUUACUCUCAGAACAUCGAUACUUUAGAGAGAGUUGCCGGUCUGGAAGGAGAGGACCUGAUUGAAGCUCAUGGCACAUUUCACACCUCACACUGUGUGAGCUUCCUGUGUCGUAAGGAGUACUCCAUGGACUGGAUGAAAAAUAAAAUUUUCUCUGAAGAUAUUCCUAAGUGUGAUUCCUGUGGGAGCCUGGUAAAACCUGAUAUUGUGUUUUUUGGGGAGAAUCUACCUGCCCGAUUCUUCGCUACCAUGAAAAUGGACUUUCCUCGAUGUGACCUUCUCAUCAUAAUGGGCACAUCCCUGCAGGUUCAACCAUUUGCAUCACUGGUCAAUAGAGUGUCAAACAGCUGUCCUAGACUGCUCAUCAAUAUGGAGAAAACCGGACAGUCAGAAUUUGGCAUGGGAUUAUUUGGUUUUGGAGGAGGAAUGGAUUUUGACUCAGACAAAGCCUACAGAGAUGUGGCUCACCUGAGCACCUGUGAUGACGGCUGCAUGGCUCUCGCUGAUCUGCUGGGCUGGAAAGCAGAGCUGGAAGAGAUGGUGAAGCGUGAACAUGCUUUAAUUGACAGCAAAGAUGCCAAAAAGAAAGACAAGGAAGCGAGUCAGAGCUCCAGAAGCACUGGGGCAGAGGCUGGAAAGAGUGACAAGACAGAAUAACCAAUUACAGCACGAAGAGGCUGUCCAAGUCUGGCUUUCUCGAGUCUACUGUCUAUCGAAUCUUUCUGUUUCUCUGAACUACUGUGUCUCUCGUUUGCUUGUAAUAGCAAUAUAGAUAAGAAUAGAAAUAGUACAGACGCUCACAGAGCUCAGACAAGAACAGUGAGACCGACAGACAGCAAACACUCGCAGGAACGUGGUGUUGUGCUUGGGCCUCGAGGCGGCUUUGGAUAACUAUGAAUAGCAAUGCUUUAAUGUAAUGUUCUAAAAUCUUCUAAGUAUUACAUUCACACUUUAUGCUUCAUCAUAUGGGUCUCAUUUUAUCCUGCUUAAAACAAAAGUCUCUGAAACCUAGAUUGUCAUUGCUGUAAUGCACCUGCAAGUUUUUCACUUCUUUUUGUUAUUCUCAUAAUUGUGUUAAAGUGAAAUUAAACUACAGAAAAGUACAAAAGGAUGUAUAACAAAUGUUAUUAUGCUGUAUAAAUACUUUAUUCUUACACUACAGUAAUGAGAAUUGCUUCUGUGCAUUACAAUAAUGAGAAUUUACAAGAGAUUAACCAUAUUACUAAUGAGGGUUACGAUCUUUUGUUUGACCUUGUCAGUAAGAUUCUUUUCUCUGUGCAAUCAUUUGUAGAUUUUAGUAUAAUGUUGUAUUUUGAAUAGUGAUAACAAAUUUUUAUUUUAAUGAAUUAUUAACCAUCUCUGAAUUAUGCUAACUAUUAUAAUACAUUUUCUGAUGUUUAUUCAUUUCUCUAUUGCUUCUUUUUGGUUUGGAAAUAUAUCUACACCUUUGGCUCAAUUGUGUAAGAGGAUGUUGGCCUAAAAGUGUUUUACAACAAUACAAAGCAUGAUAUCUGAUUGAGUCCAAUGCAACCUUAUGUGGAGAAACCAGAAUGAAAGAUAAAACCUUCAAGAGUUUUUAUACGGUG
Messenger RNA from Carassius auratus (goldfish), 2216 nucleotides. RefSeq names its product sirtuin 2 (silent mating type information regulation 2, homolog) 2 (S. cerevisiae) (gene sirt2). The transcript is spliced from 16 exons. The record is from RefSeq and is a predicted model, not a curated record. Gene Ontology annotation, molecular function: NAD+ binding; histone deacetylase activity, NAD-dependent; transcription factor binding. Lineage: Eukaryota; Metazoa; Chordata; Actinopteri; Cypriniformes; Cyprinidae. The coding region runs from base 148 to 1287 and encodes 379 amino acids. Gene Ontology annotation, cellular component: nucleus.